Molecule: messenger RNA, 1138 nt
Organism: Aureobasidium subglaciale EXF-2481
Lineage: Eukaryota; Fungi; Ascomycota; Dothideomycetes; Dothideales; Saccotheciaceae
Exons: 3
Coding region: 305-1066 (253 amino acids)
Source: RefSeq, a predicted model, not a curated record
UUCGAAAACCCAGGCAAUCUGUUUGUAGUUUAUGUUCGACAAUUUUGUCCAUAAUACUGCGCACAAAGGAUCGGAGAUGGCCAAGGCAUGCUGAUAAACAUUCAAAGGGGGAUGUGUAAGCAAGUCGGAGGCCGGGUAGACCAUGCGUUCCUUCCUCCGCAUCUGCUUACAGACUAUGUCCGGUCUCAUGAUAAGAGCAAGGAGCAUAAGAAGGCAAGAUUUAUGCUGUAGGACCUUUAUUCAGAAAGCCAUCAAUAUCCCGAUAUCUACCAAAUUCACUCCAAUCCAAAAAAAAAAACCAACAAUGGCAUCAUAUCUCAUCACUGGCGCUUCCAGAGGCAUUGGCCUUGAGCUCGUCAAGCAGCUGCUCGAACUCCCGGCUUCGCAAGUCUCCAAGGUCUUCGCAGUUGCUCGCAAUGUAGAGAUCGACGCCAUCAAGGAACUCGUCCAGAAACACUCUGACCGUGUUAUCCCUAUUUCCGCUUCAGUCAACAAUACCGCCAGUCUUGAAAAGGCGGUGGAGAGCGUCAAGGGCAAACUCGAUGGCCAAGGACUAGAUGUAUUGGUCAACAACGCAGGUAUCAACGGUCUCACCACUGGUGGCAUCAAAGGCAUGGAAGUCGAUCAGCUAUCUCAGAUCCUCGAUGUCAAUGUGAUCGGCGUACAAAGAGUCACCGCUGCUUUCGUACCUCUGCUCGAACAGGGUACGCAGAAGAAGGUCUUCAACAUCUCUUCUGCCCUUGGCUCGUUCGCCCUUGCAUCCUACAUCGCCGACAUGCCAACAGACGCCUACAUCAUUUCCAAGACAGCACUGAACAUGUUAACUCUGAGAUGGGCACAACAGUAUGCCGACGCAGGAUUCACUAUCGCUGCCAUAUCGCCUGGGUGGCUGAGAACGGACAUGGGCUCCAAAGAUGCAGACCUCAGCGUCGAGCAAGGUGUUUCUGAGGUCAAGAGACUGAUCUUGGAAAGCGGAAAGGAAAAGAAUGGAAAGUUCCUCAACAUCAAGGCUGCCAAGACUGAUGAUAUGAUGUGGGAGUACGAUGGCAAGGAUAUUGCUUGGUAGAUCAAUACUGCAUGGUCGUCCCUAUGCCAGGUCGGUAGCACUUAAUGAAUCAUGAUUGCAAGUUUCUCUGAA